Paramacrobiotus metropolitanus is the source of this 779-nucleotide messenger RNA. RefSeq names its product BTB/POZ domain-containing protein 3-like. Lineage: Eukaryota; Metazoa; Tardigrada; Eutardigrada; Parachela; Macrobiotidae. The transcript is spliced from 3 exons. The coding region runs from base 99 to 779 and encodes 226 amino acids. Gene Ontology annotation, cellular component: cytosol. The record is from RefSeq and is a predicted model, not a curated record. Gene Ontology annotation, biological process: neurogenesis.
UUUCCUGUUCGGCUAAAACUAAGGUCAACAUUAUUUAAUUAAUUACGAUAUUUUUAUUGUUCUACUGUACCUUAUUUACCUAGAAGGGUUUGCUGAAUAUGGAAGAGUUGAAUGAUUUGCUGCUUCGCGCUUUCGAUUCUUCUUCGUUUCGCGUGUCAAUGUUCAAUAUGGAACCGCGGGCUUACGGAAAAGCAGGGGAAGAGAUCGUUAUUAAACGUUUUUCUACUGUCGCACCAAUGAAAAAUAAAGCUCGCAGUGGAGUGGAAGACCUGAUAGCUUUCCGAGUUAGCCAGCCGGUUAAGCUGCAGACCGUUGGGAUCUUCGGCAACGCAUCACGCUUUGCCAAAUACAAUGUCAUUAUGAAAGUGAUACGCGUGAUUGCCGAUCAACAAGAGAUUAUCGCCAGCCGCGACACAAUGUGUACCGCGGAGAAUACUAAUUGUAUCUUUCGAGUGGCGUUUGAGGAACUCGUGCCCAUUGAACCGGAAAACUUCUAUAUUGUCUCCGUUAUUCUCGAUGGCGAACAGGCGUGGUACGGUUGCGGCGGGAAGCCUAGUGUGGACAGUUCAGGAGCGGAUAAUAUUCUGACGGUUGAUUUCUUCGAAGCUGGAUUGGCUCCAUCGUCGGCUCACCGUGCACGGCACGCGCAUUACGGGACACGUCAUCUCACGCAGCGGCGACGCCACACCAGCGGAAAUAUCACCAAUGUCAGCGAAGGACAAAUUCCUGAGCUGAUAUUUCGCUCGAUUGCGUUAACAAGGAAAAUGAUGGUAAUUUAA